CUAUCUUAAAUCGUACCCAUCACGGCCGUCGCCAGACACCAAUAUCGUUGUCAAUAAAUUGUUUCCAGUUUUCCAGUCCAUUAUAUUAUCUUAAUUGCGUUACUUCUCGUUUCUUCCAGUGCGUGCGGUAUAUCUUAACGUGUUAAUAGUACAAAGCACCAUUGCUAUAUUAUUAUUAUUUGUAUCUCAAUAAGAUUUGCAGGGGUAAGUUUGGAAAUAGCCGGACGUACGUUAUGAUACCGACCAUGGUCGGACGCUUAGACACGGCGGAAAGAAGACACAAACACGCGUCGAAAAGGCAUGAACAAGAAGACAAUUUUGAACGUCGAAAGCCACACAAUUAUCGUGACAACAACAAAUCCCCCGAACGACAGCACCGAAGACAUAAUUCAAAUUCCGACGAUGAUGAUCGUAGAAAAAGACCAAGACAUGAUCGCAGGGAUAACUCAAGACAACAAGGCAGGUCAGAUUCUGAUCACGUAUGGGGCACUAAAGGCUCGUCGUCUAGUGAAAGGAAACCAGUAGCGAAAAAAGAAGAACCAAAUUUUGAAACUACUGGCAAGUUAGCCGAGGAUACAAAUACUUUUAAUGGCGUAGUUAUAAAGUACAGUGAGCCAGCUGAGGCGAGAAAACCGAAACGACGCUGGCGAUUAUACCCAUUCAAAGGAGAGAAACAAUUACCUGUAUUACACAUACACAGACAAAGUGGGUAUUUACUCGGACGUGAUCGUAAAGUGGCGGACAUACCAAUAGAUCAUCCGUCGUGCUCAAAACAGCACGCAGCUCUUCAAUACAGGCUAGUUUCGGCCAAAAAAGAUGGGCGCCGUGUCAGAUGUAUUCGGCCGUAUAUUAUUGAUUUAGAGUCAGCUAAUGGCACUUAUGUUAAUAACCAGCGUAUAGACUCAAAAAAAUAUGUGGAAUUGAUGGAGAAAGACGUCGUUAAGUUCGGGUUCAGUUCCAGGGAAUAUGUGCUUUUACAUGAACAUAGCACGGAUUCUGGAGAUGACGAUAGUCUUGCCGAAGACGAUCCAAACGAGGAACCCAAUGCAGAUUAAAUGUAAAACUUGUCUUAAGGAAUUAAGAAGUUUUCUUAUUUUUUUAAACUGUAAAUAAAAAUAUUUUGAUACAAAAAAAUCAAACUAAGAUCAACAUUUAAUUUCUUGCGAUUUAAAUAAUUACCAUUGCACAAUGUAAUUUCAUGAAAUUUAAUUUUGUUUGUGUAUAUAAUACAAUGCACGGGGCCUGGUGUGACUCGGAGGUUGGCCUCAUUCACUAACGUAUUCUGAGGUCAAGCAUCGGCCGACGCGUCGUUAGUUGCCGGAUGGCUGUCCACCAAGAUUUUUAUUGACGAAUCCUCGCUUCACAUACACGUGUUUCUCAACCAACUGUAACCCUCUACAAAAUGCUAAUGGCCAUAGUUACCAAUGCUUCUUAAGAUCAAUAAAAAAAAAAAGAAUAUUUUUGUAAACAAUUUAAUGACCUAAAAAUAAAAUAAGUUUUAUUUCAUAUUAAAUGAA
This is a messenger RNA of Metopolophium dirhodum (rose-grain aphid), 1517 nucleotides long. RefSeq names its product smad nuclear-interacting protein 1-like. Lineage: Eukaryota; Metazoa; Arthropoda; Insecta; Hemiptera; Aphididae. Gene Ontology annotation, cellular component: nucleus. The record is from RefSeq and is a predicted model, not a curated record. The transcript is spliced from 2 exons. Gene Ontology annotation, biological process: miRNA processing. Bases 234 to 1055 code for a protein of 273 amino acids. Gene Ontology annotation, molecular function: mRNA binding; protein binding.